Eufriesea mexicana is the source of this 1323-nucleotide messenger RNA. It is a transcript of the gene alka, whose product is annotated as glycine receptor subunit alpha alkaliphile. Gene Ontology annotation, cellular component: membrane. Bases 1 to 1323 code for a protein of 440 amino acids. Gene Ontology annotation, molecular function: transmembrane signaling receptor activity; extracellular ligand-gated monoatomic ion channel activity. The transcript has 9 exons. The record is from RefSeq and is a predicted model, not a curated record. Gene Ontology annotation, biological process: monoatomic ion transmembrane transport. Lineage: Eukaryota; Metazoa; Arthropoda; Insecta; Hymenoptera; Apidae.
AUGAAGAACACGGUCCUGGCAGUACUCUUUUACUCAUGCCUGAAACUCUUUGCGGAAGUGCGUUCUUGUGCGAGCUUGUUGGUCGAUGACGCGAGGAACUCCACUCUAAAGUCGAGGAUAGUCCUGCCAGAGCAUUACGUCAAAGAGAUCAGACCUCCAUCGAAGAAAGGUUUCCCAGUGAUAGUGGAUUUCAAUAUCUUCGUAGCUGAUAUCAACUCUAUUAAUGUAGAAGAUAUGGAUUUCCGAGUGGAUAUGUUCGUUCGUCAGAGUUGGAUAGAGUCUCGACUCGAUAUGCCAGAAGAAAUUUUCGAGGAGGGUGAUGACUAUGUGACGCUGCCUCCCGAAUUUUUCGACAGCUUAUGGCAACCAGAUCCCUAUUUUUUAAAUGCAAAAGUUUCUGAAAUCGCAGCGUUAAAUCACAAAUUCUCCUCGGUUACGUUGUAUAGAAACAAGACGGUCAAAUAUUCGGCUCGAAUGCACGCUAUCAUCGCCUGCCAAAUGGAAUUUCAGCUUUACCCGAUGGACAUUCAGAUAUGCCCUAUCUACAUAGAAAGUUUUUCCUAUCACGAACAGAAGUUACGCUUGCGAUGGGGAUUGGGUGCAGUUACGGUGAACCCCGAAUUGAAGCUUCUACAAUACGACAUCGGGAAGCCGGUAGUUGCUGAAGAAACUGUUGAUUAUAUGCUGGAGAAAAAUGGAAAUUUCUCACGGCUGAUGGUUUUCUUCCGGUUCGAGAGGCAAAUUGGUCAUCAUUUAAUACAAACUUUCGCCCCAUCCACGUUAGUAGUAAUGUUAUCUUGGUUUAGCUUCUGGUUGGGAUUAGAUGCGAUUCCUGGUCGAGUGGCUCUUCUGGUGACCAGUAUGUUGACAUUGGUUACUAUGUUUACUGGUCUAAAAAGCGAUAUACCUCCAGUUGCUUAUGUGAAAGCAUUGGAUGUUUGGAUGGCAGGCUGCAUGAUGUUUGUAUUUGCUGCCCUUGGCGAAUUUGUUGUGGUUAAAGUACUCGAUUUACGAUACCAGUUAGAAUACGAUCUACAAACGUCAAUAAUAUCUCGACAUUACUCAACACGUAUAAUUGCCAUGGAGAAAGGUCAAAGCAUUUGGGAUUAUGACUCAACUUAUAUACCAAAGGCAAGAAAUAAAAGAGCUGGUAGUAAACAUCUUCUGCAAAACGCGUGGCUAGAUCCCGAAUAUUCAAUGAUACGUAUAUGCAAAACACGAUCACAAAGAAUUGACACUUAUAGUAGGAUAGGUUUUCCUAUAUUGUUUAUGCUAUUCAUCAUUUUAUAUUGGCCAAUACUUUUACUUAAAAAAGCAACCUAA